AUGCUACCCACCAAGCCCCAGCAGAUCAAGACAGCGCUCCUGUCAAUAUCUUCGCUCUAUGUCGCAGGCUGGGGUAUCUACUAUCUCGCGCAAGAGACGAUACGCAGACGAGAGCUUGCAUCGCGCAAACGCAAGUAUCCUCUGCGAGCACCACUACUUCCGCCGCACGCCAUUUCUGCUGGUGUGCGUGUGGCAGAGCGUGUAGGCGUACUCGCGCACACAAAUCCGAAAGGCCCCUCGACCAAUGACAGUGUGGAUCGAACCGCGGUGCAACAGAUCCUCAAACAGCGGGGUCUCGGAGAUGACGCUAGUAGCCCAGAGGCCGAUGUGAUUUCGCCAACACGAGGUCCCUCGUGGUAUGGAGGCGCUACAGAUACAGAAGUACUCAGAAUUCAUCGUCGAUUCUCUUCGUUCAAGGUGCUCGGACGAUACGCCAACGUCGUUCCAGAAUGGCGCGAGCAAGGUGCUUGGGAAUGGGUUGUAUGGAAGCUCUGCUACAGCUUGUUCUACAAGCCGCGCAUCUGGUGGGACGGCGGCUUCAAAGCUGACCAAAAGACACAAGAGGGUCGACAAAAGGUCGAAAUGCUUCUUCCAGUCGAGAAAAUCAACUGGAAUGCCCUCUUUGCCCCUUCUACAACCAGCUCGGCCAGCUCGACUGAACCCGAAGGCUCAACAGCAGUCGCGGUUCGCGAUCCUGCGCAAUCUUCGUUCACCUGGAUUGGGCAAUCGACGUGCUUGAUUCAGCUCGAUGGUGUCACCAUUCUCACAGAUCCUGUCUUUGGCCAACAGCCUGUCGCUAGUGUCUUCAGCCCAACACGCAUGCGCCCGAUGCCAUGCAGUAUCCAUGAGCUCCUUGCCAAUGCUGCCAUCGAUGUUGUUUUACUCACCCACAAUCACUUUGACCAUCUCGACAUCAAUGUGUUGCCUCUCAUACCAAAAUACACAACCUUUGUCGUUCCUGUCGGGCUCACUCCUCUCCUGCAACAGCACGGCGUGGAAGCUGAGCGCAUCCUGGAGCUCGACUGGUGGCAACAGAAAAAACUGUCUCUUUCGAUCCGAGUGGCAUCCAAAGGCAAGGAUACAGGCCCCUAUACAACCAAGCAUCGACGGUGCUUUGAUGUCACGGCCGUACCAGCCAGCCACUGGAGUGCUAGGACGCCACUCGACACCAACACGACACUUUGGAAUUCGUACGCGGUCCGUGUACGUACAGACGAUCAAGCGUCCACUGCUUACCGCUCUCGCUCGCCAACUUCUGCGUCCGAAGCUCGUUCCCUCUUCUUCUGUGGAGACACGGGAUACUCCCCUUCGCUUUUCACCGCCAUCGGUCGCGCUCUCGGACCGUUCGAUGUGGCCUGUCUGCCUAUCGGCUCGUACGAGCCUCGUUGGCAUAUGCAGAUUCAACAUAUGCAUGUAAUCGAAUCGGUUCAAGUGACCCGCGAUAUCGGAAGCAAGCGUGCCUUUGCUAUGCAUUGGGGAACGUGGUCCAUGUCGGAUGAGACCUGGGACGAUCCCUAUUGGCAACUGCACAAAGAAAUCCAGCAGACCUCGGAUGAUCCGGAACGUCUGCUUGCUGUUCCCUUUGGUAAGACGUUCUGGCUCUAG
This is a messenger RNA of Mycosarcoma maydis (corn smut), 1605 nucleotides long. RefSeq lists its product as uncharacterized. Gene Ontology annotation, biological process: N-acylphosphatidylethanolamine metabolic process; N-acylethanolamine metabolic process. The transcript has a single exon. The coding region runs from base 1 to 1605 and encodes 534 amino acids. Gene Ontology annotation, cellular component: cytoplasm; membrane-bounded organelle. The record is from RefSeq and is a predicted model, not a curated record. Gene Ontology annotation, molecular function: N-acylphosphatidylethanolamine-specific phospholipase D activity. NCBI's taxonomy places the organism in Eukaryota, Fungi, Basidiomycota, Ustilaginomycetes, Ustilaginales.